This is a messenger RNA of Podarcis muralis (Common wall lizard), 2673 nucleotides long. It is a transcript of the gene RNF167, whose product is annotated as ring finger protein 167. NCBI's taxonomy places the organism in Eukaryota, Metazoa, Chordata, Lepidosauria, Squamata, Lacertidae. The record is from RefSeq and is a predicted model, not a curated record.
CCUCCUCUCGCGAGAUCUCCCAGCCAUGUUGCAGCGGAGGGGCUUGUAAACAGAAGGCAGCCCAGGGGAGACCACCCGGCGCGCGACCCCCCGCCAGCCCCGCCACCCGGGGAAGGAGUCGCUGGUCCGCCCGCCUGCCUGCCAGGCGUCAUGAUUCGAACGCAGAACCCGCUUCCGGCGGCGUUCCUGGUCCUGCCGGUUUUCCUGCUCCUGGAGCUUCCGGCUGCCCAGGGCUACAUUCACGCGAUGUCGGAUCACAAUUCCAGCAUGGAGUUCAACGACCUGCCAGCCCUUUUUGGGGAGCCCCUGCCGCACGAGGGGCUCGUGGGCUUUCUGGUGGAAGCCAAGCCGGCCAACGCCUGCCAGGCCAUCGAAGACGCCCCGGUUCUCUCCAACGGCACCGUCUUCAUCGCCCUCAUUCGGAGGAACGACUGCAGCUUCGACCUCAAGGUAUUCCACGCCCAGAAGGCCGGCUUCCGGGCUGCCAUCGUCCACAACGUGGGUUCGGACAAACUGCUCAACAUGGUUUGGGACAGCGAGGAACUACGCAAGCUGGUCACCAUCCCCUCCGUCUUCAUCGGAGAGAUGGCCGCCAGACUCCUUCGCGACUCCUUCACCUACGAGAAAGGAGGCCAAGUGAUCCUGAUCCCGGAAUACAUCUUCCCCCUGGGCUAUUACCUGAUCCCUUUCACGGGGGUCGUGGGAAUUGUCAUGGCCGUGAUGUGCACCAUUCUGAUUGUGCGCUGCAUCCAGCACCGGAAGAGGAUGCGGAGGAACCGGCUCUCAAAGGAGCAGCUGAAGAAAGUCCCCGUCCACAAGUACAAGAAAGGGGACGAGUACGACGUCUGCGCCAUCUGCCUGGAGGAGUACGAAGACGGGGAGCGGCUGCGAAUCCUGCCCUGCUCUCACGCCUACCACUGCAAGUGUGUGGACCCCUGGCUGACGCAGACCAAGAAGACCUGCCCCGUCUGCAAGCAGAGGGUGCUGCGCUCCCCGGACGACUCGGACUCAGAGGGCGAAGAGGGUCUCCGCGCCCCCCAGGACGAGGAAGAGGCGGGGGGCCAGGGGGGCCAUGGGGAAGAGGAGGAAGAGGAGGAAGGAGAGGAAGGGGGCGACUCGGAGCGCACCCCCCUCCUGCGCCCCUCGCCCAGCGCCGCCCUGGGGGGGCCCUCCUUCGGCAGCAUUGGGCAGUCGCCCCCCUCCGCCGCCCCCCAGGACCACACGCAAGAGUUGGGGGGCGAAGGGGACCAGGAUUGGGACCAGACGAAGGGCCUUCUUCCCAGGGGGCCCCUCCCGGUCUAGCGCCGUGCUGGGCAUGGGGGGCGCAAGAGGGGCACCCCCCGGGUCAGGCACCCCACCCCAAAGGGAAGCCGGAGUGGGGGGGGCGGCUGAAACCCCCCACUUCGUCCCUCCUGCUUUUGACCACUGAGCUUCCACUAUAUAUGUUAACUUUUCAGGGAGUCUGGGGGUCUUUGCAGCAUUUGGGGGGGGCGCAGGGCAGGAGUGGGGUGGGGGAGGUCGGUCCAAGACCCCUUUGGGUGUCUUUUUUAUGGGGGGGGGACAGGAUGCAAAAGCCAAGAGGGAGGGGGCAGGAAUCUCCUGCCUGGUUCCUUUGCAGGGUGGGGGGCACACAUCUCCCCCCCCAGAGCACAAGCCCCCUUUUUCCUGUGGGGGGGAGAGAGAGACCCCAUAGCGGCUGAAGCAGAGCCUCCCCCUCCUCAAACUUGGUGCAGGGGGGGGUCCCAAUUAAACACAGUAUUUUUUUUUGUGGGGAGGGGGCCAGAAAGUCCUGUAUCCUUUGGGGGGGGCAGCGAGGAGCUCAUGAUGAGGGACAGUAUAUAAAUUUAACACAUGGAUGGGGAGCCCCCCCUUGCAAAGCAUGCCAAACGUCACCCCCCAGCACCCUACAACUCCCAGGGUGGGUUGGGGGGGGUCCUUUGGGUGUAGACCACCCCACAUUGCAGCGCCCCCCCCACCUCCUCCCUCUUGCGAUUUUGCACUUUUCUCCCCAUUGUGUGCCAAGGAAUUGGGGGGGGGCUUCUUGUUCUCUCUGCCCCCCCAAAUUAAAAAGAAACCCUCCUCUUGGGGCUGCUGACCUUCCUAAUUUUCCACACUAACUUCCAAAUUUAGCAUCCUAGAAUAAUGAUUAUUGCGGGGGGGGGACUCUACCUUUUAACCCCCUUUUUUCCUUCCACGCCCCCCCAGGGAAUUUCUGCCGGGGGUCCGUUCCUCCCCCCCCCCCGCAAUGGGCAGGAUACUGACCCUCUUUCUGCGUAGGAACUAACAAGCAACGGGCCUCGGGGGGGGGGCUGGGUUUUUUGAGGUGGUGGUUUCGUGGGGGGGCACCAAGGGGGCCAUUUCUCCUCUUCCUCGCCCCCGCCCCAGCUGCUGCCUGCCAGAGUCGCUGCUGCCUAGCCUUCUCUCGAUCGCCUUGAAUAAUUUUUACUGUAAAGGACUUUUUAUUUUUCACUGUACAGUUUUAUGGUGGGACGCGAAGGGGCUGCCUCUGGGGCUUUUGCCUGGGGGGGGGGGAGAGUGGGGAAGACCCCCCCCCCCAGCAAAGGGCUCAGGCAUGCCCUGGAUGCAGAGGGGAAAAGGAAAUCAAGACUUCCAUAUAGUAAUAUUAAAAAAAGAGAUUUAAGUCGGAAUAAACGGAAGACGGUUUAAAAUAAA